Cottoperca gobio is the source of this 6806-nucleotide messenger RNA. It is a transcript of the gene katnip, whose product is annotated as katanin interacting protein. NCBI's taxonomy places the organism in Eukaryota, Metazoa, Chordata, Actinopteri, Perciformes, Bovichtidae. The coding region runs from base 474 to 5408 and encodes 1644 amino acids. The record is from RefSeq and is a predicted model, not a curated record. The transcript is spliced from 28 exons.
GCUAACGAUGUCUCUGCCUCUAACCUCAGGAGUUAAUGUGUGCGAUAACCCGUAAUAAUACUGGAAAUUGGCAAACAAAAAACGUUAGCUAGCCGUGUAAUGUUAGCAUUCAGAAGAGUGUAGCGUGUUAGCUGUCAUAAAUCAAUAUAACGUUGGUUAGCCCACGUUAUAACACAUCUGUCAUCUCGCUGCACGAAUAGUCCUGUUACUGUUGAACAUGAGUUUUAACCAACACCUGGUUAUAAUAGCAUUGGAAACGUUUGGCAUGGAAAAAGCGGAUUUUUCUGCUGAAUUUCCAGCGGGUGUGGCGAAAUUUUAAACAAACUGCAUUCAAGGCAAAUUGAGGUUUCAUGUCACCUUGUGGUUAUUCUCAUCUGUGAUCCCUCUGCAGCGGCAAUGACACAAAACACAGAUUUAAACGCUGCAAACAUAUGGGAUAGGGUUAUGUGAACAGCAUCAUCUUCAGCCACACGAUGGAUAACGAGAAGAGUAAGACGUGCCAAGGAGAGAAGCUAGACUCUGCUGUGGACGACACCCUGGAUGAAUAUUUAAUCGCCCUCCAGCAGAAGAACAGGAUCUUAAAGCGCCUUAAAGUCAAAGACCCCAGGGAGAUUGAGUUGGAACAGCUGGAGCAAGGUUUCUCCAUUUAUCUUAACGGAGCCAAUGCUGAAGCCAGUAAAAAGCAGCCCAAGAGCUCCAACCACAGGUCUGACACCUCCACACCUGCUUGGAGGUCUGCACUUGCUGCAGCAGAUGUCUGUCGAAGCGCCCACCAGUUAACUGAAGACAGCCGUAAUCUGGAGCAUACCAACAGGAAGAGGAGUCACACUGCUCCAGGAAAAGUCCAGAGGAAAGAAUGGGUGCAGGAUUCUGUCAGAAUUCGAACCGAGGAAGGACCGAGUGUGCAGAUCUGUCCAGAAAAGCGCUACUCUGAGGAUUUUGAGCCCUAUGAAAGCGCAGACAUGGAGAGCUCCAGUCAGCGCUCGUCUCGUAGUCCCUGCUCCCCAAGGGACACCUGCAAGGUGUCGCGCUCCUUCAGCUCCAGGCAUGAGGGCCAAGGAGGCCAAGCAAAUCAGGAGCACAAUGAGAAGGUGCUUCUCAACCUUGAGGAAGUGAAGGUUCUGCGUCGGAGCCUGGAGGUUAGCAUGCGGCGAAGCAGCCGGGGCUCGGCGGGGGAGGAGUCGGAUGAGGAGUGGGUGGAGGAGCAGAUCGAGAGGGAGGAGAGCACUGAGAGUCUGGAUGAACUGGGGCUGCCUCUCUCGUCCUCCAAGUCCUCCUCCAACCCUCGGUCCAGCGGCUCCCAUAGCAGUUUCGACUCAGCAAAUCUCAUUGUCCUGGACUUUGGACCCUCAACCAAAGGUCGUAAGAUCGAACGCUCUUUGUCUGCAAAGAGAAGAGAAAACACCGACAACUUUAUACCCACCAAGCCUAUGUUGGUGAAGAGCAAAACAUUAGACCGGCCACCUUCCAAAGACAGCUGGGAUUGUCAGAGGCCAAGGAGUCGGGUGGAGAGGCCCUUGUCAGCAGCCAGAAAGGCUUCUGUUGAGGAGCGAGACCCAGAGGAUAUGGCGUGCAGGGUGCGCCAGGCCAUGCAGAGAGAAAACGACCCGGCGCAGAGUCUGGAGCUCUUCGGCCGCAACACGGGCAGGGGACACCAGAUGAUGACGAAUGGCUCAGCGCACCACAACAGUCACGACAAGGAUGAGAACAGUGUCACUGUGGCCAUGCAGAGAAUCACGCUCAUGGGCCCCGGGUAUGCUGACAGAAUAUGGCACCUCGAUACACAGAUACUGCAACAACAGAAACUGCUGAAAGCCUUGGAGAAACUUGAAGUAGGACCCAGCUACAACAUUCCUCAGAGUGUCAAAACAGACUAUAGCAAGCAGCCGAGAAGGAUGGCCUCGGCAGAGGUCACCCCUGCAUUGUAUGUUACCAUGGAGAUCCUGUCAAACUGGGGGAGCGCGUUGCAGGUCGGGCUGACUGAGCUGCAGUUCUUCUGCCUCAGAAACAAGAAGCUGUACGUGUCUCCUCACGACCUCGACAUCAGGAAUGCUGACUACCCCGGGAACCUGGGAGCGCUUGUUAAUGGGAAGGUGAAGACCACCAAAGAGCGUCACAUGUGGUUGUGUUCGUUCCACCCCCCCAUCCAGCUCUACUUCGUCAUCAGGAACUCGGAGCGCUCCCCAGACUUUGGAAUAUCUCACAUCAAAAUCUGGAACUACAACAGAAGCCUCAAUGAUCUUGACAUUGGUGCACGGCAUAUUAAGCUGUACCUUAACAGCACAUUGGUGUUUGAAGGUGAGCUGGAGAAGGGCUGCGGCAACCAGGUCUUUGACUACAGCACCGCAAUUGACCUCCAGGAUUUCCAGGUUUCAGACUCCUUGUUUUCCAGCCCCGUGUCUUCGGGACACAAUCUACGGGAUGCCAGCCCCCUGCGCCACGAGGACAGGAAGGGUGGGGAUGGCAGCAGCACCCAGCUCCACCACAGUUGGAAUCCGCAGCCACCAGACACAGGCCAUGCUAUGAUGGACAUGCAGGAUAAAUCACAUGCACUGCUACCGCCCAUCACUCCACCAGUGGGGGUUUCAUCCUGCGCUCAUCGCUCCUCCACACAAAGAAGCUCUUUUGACCUGUCUGCCUCAGAGGAGCCCCUCUCUCUCAGGCAGCAGGUGGAGCAGCCUGCACCCAUGGAGCAGACUGUCACCACCCAGCCGUCCUCCUCACGGGUGGCCCCCCAGUGGCUGCAGCCCCUAAACAGAGGAGCUCCAGAAGGCUGCGAGGCCAGCAGGGAGAGGCCCCGGUGGCUGGUGCCGCAGCACUCUGCAGAGCCCAGAUCGCCGUCAGCCUCGCCCUCUUCAAUGCUCCCGGAGCUGCCGUGUAACCCGGGCCGAGUUUGCAGGGGGAUGGAGAGGACAGUGAACGGGGGUCAGUGCAAGGCUGACUCUUUGGACCUGAGCUGCGACCUGCUGGAGGAGCUCGCUGAGCAAACGUCAGACAGGCCUAUCAGCGGGCGCAGGAGCUCAUUUCGAAACACUGCAGUCACUGGCAGGCAGACAGAGGAGCAGCACCUCAGAGCCGCUGAACUCUCAAACACAGAAGAGCCCAUGUCAUUAGUGAACGCUAGAAGGAGGCAGUACACGUCUCAGCUGCACAGCCAUCAGGAUGACACCCUCAUGGAGUCCUGGGACUCUCUCACUAAGUUCAACCAAUGCCAACGUGGACGUAUCUCCAACAUGGGCUUCGAAGGGGACAUCUUUGAUGAGUUCCUCCAGCGCCAGGGCCGCGGUCCUGCCGCAGUCCAAGUCAACCCCUCCACAGCACCCAGGAGCCCCCAUUCCUCCUCCACCACUCAGGGGGCACUGUAUGAAGGCCCUGAUGAUGAUCCGGCCAUGGAGCGGGAGGAUGAGUUUGAGAUCCCUGUGCUGCCACAGGGCUCUAGACUGGUCGUCAACAUCCUGUCCACCUGGGGCGAUCGCCACUACGUUGGCCUCAACAGCCUCGAGGUGUUCAGUUCCAGCGGGGAGCCCCUACGACCUGCUCACAUCCGCGCUGACCCUCCAGACAUCAACAUUCUCCCCGCAUACGGCAAAGAUCCACGCGUGGUCACUAACUUGAUCGAUGGCGUUAACCGUACGCAGGAUGACAUGCAUCUUUGGCUAGCGCCGUUCACCCCCGGUCGUAGCCACACCAUCAUCCUGGACUUCGGAGCUCCCUACCAGGUGGCCAUGAUCCGUGUGUGGAACUACAACAAGUCACGCAUUCACUCCUUCCGAGGUGUGAAGGAGGUGGAGAUGCUGCUGGACGGAAGGUGCAUCUUCAGGGGCGAGAUUGCCAAGGCGUCCGGGACCCUGUCUGGAGAGUUGGACCAAUUUGGCGACACCAUCCUGUUCACCACUGAUGAUGAGAUCCUGGAGGCUAUGUCUCGUUAUGAUGAAACCUUCCUCAGUGAAGGCGAAAGUCCCGACAGCCUGGUGGCUGAAGAGGAGCUGCAGAGACCGCGCACCGCCGACGGAGAGGGAGAGGAAAGACCCUUCACACAGGCCGGCUUCCGAGAAGAAGACCUCAAAUUGAAACUCCACCUCAACCCCUCUGUGAGCCAGUCUGAGGAGAACAUGGAGCGUGUUCCUGGGAUGUACACGGGAAAGUGCCUUAGACUAGAGCUGGUGUUGACCUGGGGGGACUCCCACUACAUGGGCCUGACGGGAUUGGAGGUGGUGGGGAAAGGUGGAGAGAGUUUCCCUUUAGACCUCAAUAUGAUGGCUGCCUCACCCGGGGACCUCAACGACCUGCCUGAUUACGAAUACGACCGGCGCACACUUGAUAAGCUUAUUGAUGGCCACAACAUCACCACUGAUGACCAGCACAUGUGGCUGAUCCCUUUCUCCUAUGGAGAGCCCCACACCUUGAACAUGACGUUCAACCAGGCCCAGACCAUCGCUGGACUCCGUAUCUGGAACUACAACAAGUCCCCCGAGGACUCUUACAGAGGGGUGAAGGCGAUCCACGUGUUCAUGGAUGAUGUUGCCAUCUCCCCCUCGGGGGGCUUCCUGAUCAGGAAAGGACCGGGCAACUGUCACUUUGACUUUGCCCAGGAGAUCCUCUUCGUAGACUUCCUCCAGAAGCCCGCCGUCAACAAGAGUGCAGAGGACUACCACAAAGGAAGCUCUAAGAAACAAGAACAGGCCAGCAUGGACUAUGAAGCUCCCAUCAUGCCCUGCGGAUUCAUCUUCCAGCUGCAGCUGUUAACGACCUGGGGAGACCCGUACUACAUCGGCCUCAACGGCCUUGAAUUUUAUGACCAGAGCCACGAGAAGAUCAGUCUCAGUGACAACAACAUCGCUGCGUUCCCCGACAGUGUUAACGUGCUGGACAACGUGAGCGGUGACGUGAGGACUCCGGACAAAUUAAUAGAUGGAGUGAACAGUACCCACGAUGGCAGAUGCAUGUGGUUAGCCCCGGUGCUCCCUGGACUGGUGAACCGCGUGUACGUCAUCUUCGAUCAGCCGGUGACGGUGUCCAUGAUCAAGCUGUGGAACUACUCAAAGACCUCACAUAGGGGCGUGAAGGAGUUCGGGCUGCUGGUGGACGACCUCCUGGUGUAUAACGGCAUCUUGGACAGUGUGAGCCACGUGGCACGAGGCAUUCUGCCCACCUGUGAUCCUGCGGUGCCCUACCACACCAUUCUCUUCACAGACGACGCCUACAUUGCUCACCGUGAGAGGAACACUAUCAUCAGCCCCCGUGGCAGCAGACACCACCGACAUAACUAUGUGGAGGACCAGGAUGUGAAGAUGACCAAUGAGAAUCAGAUAGUCCAUCACAACAAGAAGAAGCAGACGGCAGAUCCAGCUCUUCGGCCUAAAACCUGCAUGACCGAUGGUGGGAAACACGGCAAGAGGAGGUACUGACGGACAGAUGACGGCAGACGAACAGACACGCGUGGAUUCGCUGCUCGUCAAUAGAGAGCAGAAUUAAAGAGGAGGAACUAUAGCUGACAUUUUAAACCCACUUUUUGGUGGGUGACUUGAAAACAUCCCUUACCAAAGCUCCUCACUGAAGAAAUAACUGGGUUUGCUCACACACACACUGGAUUCCACUUUAUGGUUGGAUCCCUCUCCCCUCUCCUCUCUCCACACACACACACACACACACACACACACACACACACACACACACACUGUAUUGUUGCCCCGCUUCUCCCUCCCACAGUGCCAGGAGAAACCUUUGAGGCUGCAUCUCCAUCAGCCCUGUUAUUGUGCCUCGUACUAAACACUAUAUCUGUGGCUGCUACUUGUGACUUUUGUGCUGCAUAUUUAAAAUGCUGCUUGUGGCGUGAAAAAAAAAAAAGAAAGGGGGUGAAAGAUCACGGCCACACGAACACACGAUCAGGACGUGGCCAACGCUACGGUUAUUAAUGACUUGUGACGCACCAACCGAUCGUAAUGCUAUGCAGACACUAAUUUAUAUCUCUUAACGAUUCACUGUUGGCUAAUGUACUUCAGAGCCUAAAGGUUUUACUUGGGGAGUGCUUCCAGAGAGCGUUUCACCUUUUUGUUGAGAGAUUUCUAUCGAAGGCGACAGCGGUUAGAAACAAUAACGUCCAGCGGUUCAGAUUUUUGUACGUUUCAGACUCUACACUUGAAUUCUUCGAUGUAUAUUUGGCUUCACUAAAUUAGGGUCAGUAUAUAUUUCUUCUGCUUGGGAUCAGGUAGAAAAAAGAAACUUGUUUGCAAUCCAAGUGACCUUUUUAAUCGAAGGUAGACGAGCCAGUAAAGCGGUUUUUAAGUAAUUUGGUUGGAAUAUCUACAUUAGCCAUUUUAGAUCUGGAGUAGAUUCAGUAACAACUUCUAAUAUGCAAAAGCUAUAACCUUACCUCAAAUUGAGAAGACUAAUGUUUAAAAAGGGAAUCACUAGAACACUUAGUUGCUGUUGUCCUUCAUUCAUUGGAUAUUUACUGUAACUUGUUGCAUGGGAACGUCUCUUCAGCAUUAGCUGUUACCACAUUUAAGAUGUUAGACACUUGUGUUUGGAGGAGUUUCUGCUGCUUCAUAUAAACCAUUUCAUACUCCUUACUCAUGACGGGAGUAAUCGUAUAUGAAAUGCAGUUUUAUGUAUUUAAUUUGGUGUCCAACGGCAACAAUGGUCAUUACUCUGCAUCUCAGUGCUGCUCUGUAGGGUGGUGGCUAUUAUUGCGCGUGUGUGACAUUUAGUGUUUUGAAAUAUUUAAUUAUUUUUCUAAUCUUGAUUAAAUAUGUAUAUUUGAUGUAGUUUUAUUUGAAAUGAAUAAAAGUAUAAAAAUAUAUAUA